Messenger RNA from Mya arenaria, 2835 nucleotides. RefSeq lists its product as uncharacterized. Bases 12 to 2663 code for a protein of 883 amino acids. The transcript has 21 exons. NCBI's taxonomy places the organism in Eukaryota, Metazoa, Mollusca, Bivalvia, Myida, Myidae. The record is from RefSeq and is a predicted model, not a curated record.
ACAUCUAUCUGAUGGCAGGUCGCUAUGAUUUGAACGCCACCUUGCAAGUACGCGUGGGCAACGUGGUUCUAGGUGGAUACUCGGACGGGCCGGUCUAUGUGACAGGCGGUCGACAGGUUCCGAGUGGCCUCUUCAAACCCGUGAUCAACCAUUCCGUCAUCUCCAAACUAUCGGCACAAGCCAGACAACAUGUACGGGUGGUGCACCUGCCGGACGUCGGAGUGACGGACUACGGGACGCUUGGGAACUACGGUGGACACAGUCACCGCGUGGCGCCUCUUGAAGUAUUCUACAACUCCAAACCCCUCAGGCUAGCGCAGUGGCCAAACGAGGGUUACCUAAACAUUGUGGACGUACCAGACGGAAUAAACGGUUCCCGGUUUCGGUACAACUCAUCUGUUCCCCGGACCUGGUCCUCCCAGGACGACAUCUGGGUGUACGGAUUCUGGUACUGGAGUUGGCAUGACGGGGCACAGAAAGUGGCCAAGCUUAACACCACCACGGGGACAGUCACCCUGGCCCGACCACCAAUCUACGGAAUGAGAACAGGUCAUUUUGGGGAAGCAGAUACAGGCUUUGAAAAACAAGGCGGCUACUUCCGUUUCAUUAACGUUCUAGAAGAGCUUGAUUCUCCGGGCGAAUAUUAUAUGGAUGCGAAGUCUGGGAACUUGUACGUUUGGAUGCCAAACGCGGAUGGAAACGUACACACGUCGGACACCAUUUACGUUUCACUGUUGAACAAUUGUAUAGAGUUGCGUAGCCACAUCGGCCUAUUCGUCAUCUCAGGCAUAACGCUGGAGGCUUGUAGAGAACAUGGGAUUAAAGGAACAGACUUGUCCUCCUUUUAUGUUAACAAUAUGGAAAUCAGGAACACGGGGUCUUACGCUAUAGCUUGUUCUGGGGACUGCCGAGACGUUGAAGUGAAUGAUUGUCUUAUACACGACGUGGACGGCGGAAUCUCCAUCAGCGGUGGAGACCGGAAGCUCUUGGAGUCGUCCGGCGUAGUUCUGGAGCACAAUGAAAUAUACGACUACUCACGCGUGGCGGCCAUCGGUUCUGACGCCAUUUACGCCUACGGUGUUGGCCAUAUUAUUAGAUAUAACUCCAUCUAUAACGGCCAGUACACUGGCAUCAACUUUUACGGAAACGACAUCGUGAUGGAGAACAACCACGUGCACCACACGUGCAUGAACGCGUCCGACUGUGGGGCGUUCUACACGGGCCUUGAUUGGACAACGCGCGGGAACGUAAUACGGAACAACCUGAUUCAUGACAACUUUCGACUGGUGCCCGGCGCGGAUGUGCGGGGCAUCAUGUUGGAUGACAAGUCUUCCAGCACAAACAUUACCAACAACGUUUUCUUCAACAAUGACGUGCACGUGAACAUCGGUGGCGGACGUGACAACGUUGUCUCCGGUAACGUCAUGUACGGGGCAGUACGUUCUUCCAUGCAAGUUGACGGCAGGGGACUUGGCAGAGAUGACUACAAAGAUGUUAUCGCCAAAAGACUGCAUAAUAUGCCGUACACAGGAGCGCUUUGGAGCAUGCGGUACCCGAAACUGGCGGCCAUAGACGCUCAUAACGCCAGCCUCCCGGAAGGAAAUGAAAUAAGUAAGAAUGUCGUGUACAACAACGGCCAUGUGCGAUUUAUACCGACACUCCAUGGAUGGCUUGAUAAUGAGAGGUUCUUCAACGUCACAGACACGGGAUUUGCGCUCAACGACGAUGACUUUUCCGAUGCUGCUCACGGUGACCUGCUAGUUAGAUGCCACUUGAUCGGCUGGGCGAACCGGGUGAACUUCCGGCAGCCACUUCCACCAGACCAGUACGGUGCGCAGCAGACGGUCGGUCCAAGUCACCUUAACCGAAGCGCAGAUCAUCUGACACCACAGCCUAAGACUGGUCCAUGUACCACACAAGCGCCUGUAACCGCAUCGCCAGCUGUCGCCUACCUACCGGACGGCUCCGGCUCCAUCAACUUGUAUAACGUGACUUCACAGGGUUGCUGGCUGAGCGUGUCCAAAUGCAGCGAUCACCCGGUGGCCGUCGGUUUGUACAGGGACACUUUCGGAGAGCGGCAGGUACGCGCGGAUCAGAACGAGACCGAGUGCCUGCUGCGUGCUGUCGACACGUGGAAGUCAUGUGGAGGGCACAACGAUGAACAAGUUGCCGCCAUAUACGGCCCUUCCGGAGCUACCACUUUUGCGGGUGACGGUUGCUUCAUGGCCCUGUACGACUGUCCGAAGUACGGCGGGCCGGCGGACGGACACGCGAUCGCUACAGGAAGAGUUUUCCGUGAUGUGUAUGCGGAGCAGCACCUAGGGGCGGCGACGGACGAAGAGGCGUGUCUACGCCGCUCAAUCGCCGAGUGGCGCUACUUUGGAUCAUCCGCCAACCACCCUGUCACAUCUAUCUUCAGGCCAACAGGCGCGGUAAGCACAGCGGGCGCAGGUUGCUGGAUCCACGUGCAGAACUGCAGUCACGUGACCGGAAACCACACCAUGUUCUACGACGCCUGGGGAGCCGCAAACCUCAACACAGACGAGAACGAGAGCGCGUGUCUCCAACAGGCCCGAUACUACUGGCAGCAGUGCGGCUCCCACCCUUCCGAUCCCGUUACCGCCUUCUACCGGCCGUCUACCCACUCUCACACGUACCCAUGACAGGAGUGAAAAUAUUCUUGAGAAUUAGCUAGAGUUUUCUUUCAUUGGAUUUUAACUUGAUUUUGAAGUAAAAGCUUUUUCCCUGGUUCUGGAAUUAGUGUUUUUCAAUGUCAAUUUAUUUGAAAUAUCUUUGUUGACAUUGUAGAUCUCGAAAUAAAAUGCGUUAAUUUGA